AUGAAGAACGGGGGUACUCAAGACUUGGAUGACGACUACCAGGCAACUUGGGUCUACGAGCAGAAUGGGCCUGGUUCCGUUGCCAUCGAUCUAUUCCGCAAGAGCGACAAGAUUUACAAUCGUUUCGAGGUUUCCAACUGCCAGUUGGCUAGUAUUGGUGGGACGCAGUGCGCUCCUGCUGACGGAGGCUGUGACUUGAAGUUGAUCCUCACUGAGGCUCAGGGUUAG
Alternaria metachromatica is the source of this 228-nucleotide messenger RNA. RefSeq lists its product as uncharacterized. The record is from RefSeq and is a predicted model, not a curated record. Bases 1 to 228 code for a protein of 75 amino acids. NCBI's taxonomy places the organism in Eukaryota, Fungi, Ascomycota, Dothideomycetes, Pleosporales, Pleosporaceae. The transcript is spliced from 2 exons.